AUGGAAAAUAUAGAGAAGGAAAACAAGGAAGAAAAUUAUUUGGACAGACUUACAAAUUUGUUUAAAUAUUUAACAUUAGGUGUAGAAAAAAAUAAUAGUACAGAAAAAAAUUCGACUCAUUCUAUUAAAUAUGAUGGUCAUAAAAAUAGUUUACAACAAGUUGUUUAUAAUUUAAAAUUGAAGAGGGCAUCUGAGUUAAGCGUUCCUCACAGAAUUUUGGGAAACACGAGCAUAUCCAAGAAUGAUUCUGAUAAAGAAAGAGAUAACAAUACAAAGAAGGAAGAAAAUGAUGAUACACGUGAUAGUCAAAUAUAUGAUCACAACAUAUGUGGACUUAUUAAAGAACACCAAGAUAUUCAAACAAUAUCUUUACAACAAGAAGAUGACAAAAAGGUUUAUUUUUACUCUUCUAGUAUAGAUCUUGAACAUGGGGAAAUUUAUAAAAUAGACCAAGCACAUAAGAAAAAAAAGAAAAAAAAAAAAAAAAAAAAGGAAAAGGAAAAGGAAAAGGAAAAGGAAAAGGAAAAGGAAAAGGUAAAGGAAAAGGAAAAGGAAAAGGAAAAGGAAAAGGAAAAGGAAAAGGAAAAGGAAAAACAUAAAGAUGAACAUAAAGAUGAACAUAAAGAUGAACAUAAAGACACAUAUAAUGAUAAACAUAGUGAUAAACAUAGUGAUAAACAUAGUGAUAAACAUAAUGAUAAACAUAGUGAUAAACAUAGUGAUAAACAUAGUGAUAAACAUAAUGAUAAACAUAAUGAUAAACAUAAUGAUAAACAUAAUAAUAAACAUAAUAACAAAUACAAAAAAAGAAAAAGUAAAAGUAAACUAUAUGAAUUAGAAGAACAAAAUUAUUCAAAGAAUAAAAUAAAACUGGUUGAUUCAGAAAAAGAAAAUAUUCUCAUGACAAAUUUAAAAAGUGUCUCGUCCUCUAAUAAUUCAGAAGAUAUAAAGAAUGAACCAAACAUAAAACAAAAUAUUAUCAAUAAUAAUUUAUAUACAUUACAUAAAAAUAAAACAUACAUAAGUAUAAGAAGUAAUAAAGAAAAAAAUCGUGUAAUUAAAUUACCAAAACUAAAUUUCACAAAUAACCUCGAAUCUUCUUCAAAUGACUAA
Molecule: messenger RNA, 1113 nt
Organism: Plasmodium falciparum 3D7
Lineage: Eukaryota; Apicomplexa; Aconoidasida; Haemosporida; Plasmodiidae
Source: RefSeq, a predicted model, not a curated record